GAAUGCCUCAAGCAAUAUGUGGACCAGAGAAUAUAACGAUCGAAGGUACGACCGAAGAACUAUUUGAGGGUGUUGUUUUUAUCAAGAAUUGGCGACGGACGAAUGGAUGUGCGGCAAUCUAUUCGCUUAGCGAAAAUACUACGACACCCUCACUUUCAAUUCCGUUGAAUCGUAUUGCUCAGUGCGGUUUGGUGCUUCAAAGGAAUGUAAGCAUUGGUAAAUAUAUUUGUAAAAAAAAGAGCGAAACAUUUUUGAUUUCUUACAACGUUGCUACAUCAAAACGUUGUUACUUUGCAUCAGCUGCAGUUGAGAAGCAAGAAAUGGUUCAUUAA
Messenger RNA from Acanthocheilonema viteae, 332 nucleotides. NCBI's taxonomy places the organism in Eukaryota, Metazoa, Nematoda, Chromadorea, Rhabditida, Onchocercidae. The record is from the annotation of a GenBank genome assembly.